Molecule: messenger RNA, 312 nt
Organism: Blepharisma stoltei
Lineage: Eukaryota; Ciliophora; Heterotrichea; Heterotrichida; Blepharismidae
Source: the annotation of a GenBank genome assembly
AUGAACCAACAAGAGCUCAACCUUCAGCAAAGAAAAGCAGCGAUCGAGCAACGAUUAAUUGAGACUGGAGAAAAAGAAAGACUUCUUGAAUACUUACGACAAAAACUUGUUGAAAGCGGCUGGAAAGAUGAACUAAAAAAUUACUGCAAAGGUAACUGCUAAGUAGAGCUAAUAAGAAACAAAGGCUUGGACAGAAUCACUGUUGCAGACUUAGUUGAAGAACUCAAGCCAAGAGCUCGUGCAACAGUUCCUCCUAAAGCGAAAGAAGAACUCUUAGCGAGGAUUAAAAACUUUAUAGAGAAUAACCCUUAA